This is a messenger RNA of Anopheles darlingi, 4366 nucleotides long. RefSeq names its product ubiquitin-conjugating enzyme E2-17 kDa (gene eff). Lineage: Eukaryota; Metazoa; Arthropoda; Insecta; Diptera; Culicidae. Gene Ontology annotation, biological process: protein polyubiquitination; ubiquitin-dependent protein catabolic process. Gene Ontology annotation, molecular function: ubiquitin conjugating enzyme activity. The coding region runs from base 649 to 1092 and encodes 147 amino acids. Gene Ontology annotation, cellular component: nucleus. The transcript has 7 exons. The record is from RefSeq and is a predicted model, not a curated record.
CCUAUUAUUGUCAGUCUCUGCUGUAGGAGCUAGUCACUGUCGUGCGGGCAAACGUAGCCAUCUUGGUAAUUUCUUUCGAGACGAAAUCGCAGACUGGGAGGUUCGGAAGUCUCGUCGUCGGCUGAGUCCGACGGUUUUAAAAGCAGGCGGAAGUGCGCUGUGUGUGUCCGUGCAGUGAAGAUAAGUUUACGGCAAGGUUUACAGCGUUUGUCAACUUUGGAGAAAUCUCCACGGCGUCCUUUGUGCUCUAAGCUCGUUUAUUUUGUAGAUUAAAAGCGUAAGCUUCACCUGUCCGGAGGUAACACUCGGAAGGGUGCAGCACUACUUCUCGAGUGUUGUGGGUGAACGAGGAGUGUCCAGAGGGAGGUGGUUCAACGAAGGCGAAGCUGAGACAUAUCAGCAGCGAGAACACUGUCCAGCUGUGUUCGCGGUUUCCUUCUAUCAAUCAGAACAUCAGAACCAUUGAAAUCGUGCUGCUCGUACGUUAAUACGCCAAUCAACAACCAACAACUAGCGGCGAGCCAGCCAGAGCACUCUCGGACAAAAAGAGCCUUCGUAGAGUGCGAAGCAACGCCGUAACAGUUACCGAAUUCUUCGGGACGCCAGAGUUCCGUCGUUCAUUUGUGGCAGAAGCGUAGCUGAUUAAAAAUGGCAUUAAAGAGAAUUAAUAAGGAACUACAAGACUUGGGCAGAGAUCCUCCGGCGCAAUGCUCAGCUGGUCCCGUCGGUGAUGAUCUUUUCCACUGGCAAGCUACUAUCAUGGGCCCGCCCGACAGUCCAUACCAAGGCGGUGUUUUCUUUCUGACUAUACAUUUCCCAACAGAUUACCCAUUUAAACCACCGAAAGUGGCUUUUACUACACGCAUAUAUCAUCCCAACAUUAAUAGUAAUGGGUCAAUCUGUCUUGACAUUUUACGAUCUCAAUGGUCCCCCGCGCUAACAAUUUCAAAGGUCUUGUUGUCGAUUUGCUCGCUUCUAUGUGAUCCAAAUCCUGACGAUCCGCUAGUGCCAGAGAUCGCCAGAAUAUAUAAAACAGAUCGAGAAAAAUAUAACGAGCUUGCCCGGGAGUGGACAAGAAAGUAUGCUAUGUGAUGCGUCCCAGUAGCAUACAUACAACCUACAACCAACGGUAGAAACAUCAUCAAAAAAAAAUAUAAAGAGAACAACAGCAGCAGCAGCGGUGACAGUAAUCUAUACCAGGCAGAGAGUAACGCAAUCUGUAGCAGAUAUGACAUCAGCUACAAGAGAGAAGAACGCAAUGCGCAUCAUAACAACAUGCUGUCUUUUAAUUUCGAAAAAUGGAACGGAGGUGUAAUCGCAGUUGUCAGCACCGAUCAUUAUGAUUCUUCUUCAUUUAACUUUUUCAAUCAUUCAACUUUAUUUGCGGUUAAAUUCGAGGAUAUUGUUAAACAUCAAACACGUAAUGCCACACAAACAGGCCGAAUGUUAAUGAGCAGAGAGUCAAGAAAUAUUCUUCGAAAAUGCUACUACUAACGCACGAUAUAAACAGCUUAGGGAUGCGGAGCCUCUCAUUCAAUAGAUCCAGAAUAAUCCCAUACAUGGCAAACUAAUGCAAAAUCUAGCAGUCAACUGCUCCGUAAAUUACAUUGAAAUUAAUGGAAAUGUGGCGGAAGGGAGGAGGGCACGGAGAAAAGAAUAGCUAGUGUUUGGUUCGUUGCUUGUAGUGAAUUGCACUCUCAAUCAAAAAUGGAUUCAAUGGAAGGUGAUUUAAACGCUGGUCACCGCGUUACAUUAUUUAUUAAUGUUGCUUCCAUCUGUCUCUUAUGCGUGCGCCCCGUUCCUUAACUUCUUUUUUCUCAAUGCUUCAAUAAUUUUCUUUUUUCUUAAUGCGCCUGCGCAUAUAGCACUUAAUUCCAUAUCAAUACUUUCAUUCACAAAACUUUCAAUUUUCGUAUUUGAAUUAAUAAUCAGUUCGCCAAAUUGAACAACAUACAGAUGACAUUGUGCGGAAACGAAUGCGUGAACAUGCUUGAUUAAAAGCGGGAGAGAGGUAGAAGCAUAAGCAGAGAGGCCGAAGCAUAGAUAAAAUUGCAUUGCUGCAUGGCCUCCCUUAUCCCGUAGCUGGUAAUGUUCGAUAUGUUUCGAGAUGUUGGUAAAAACACCUUUCCCCUCCUUCCGCCCACGCUCCUUUCCCUUCCUAAAUUAUUUGUUCGGAAACCGUCGGAUUUUAAGUACCGGUUCCGAUUCCUUUUCGCCGUUCGACAUUAUGCAAAAGAGGAGUGCGACUCGUUGCGGAAAACGGAUGAAAUUGUGCGUAAACAGUACGUACGGUCGACACACCUUUAAAUAACAUCAAAACACAAAUCACAUACACUUCAGGCUGGAAAUAGGAAAUUAGACCCACAACACUUCAUUCGAUGUAGGGCAACAAUACACAAAAGACGGGAGCAAACAAAGGAGGGGUGGAAGUUAACUAAUAACCAAACCCGUAGGGCAAACUGGAAAGCAGCAACCAACAAUAACAGAAGAGAAAUAAACUGAAUUACUGAAUUACUGAAGGCGGGCGUGAACUACAAUAGAAGAGAAAACCUGGAAAUUGAUUCAAGCAUCGCGAUGGUCCCUAAAAGCAAACAAUUAGUUUGAGAAAAAUUAAUCGACUAUCGCUAGUGAGAACAAGUGGGAGAAAGAAUAAAUAGUAACCUUACACACAGGGGAACACUCAAACACAUCUGUCUUUAACUGCGAGAAUAACCCGCAACUUCGCGCGAGCGAUGAUAAGAGCUGUUACAUUUCUGGGUUGUAUUCUGUCGUGCCACGGGGCCAAGAUUCUCUUAUACUUAUUGCCAAUGAUAUAAUGCUGGGAUUCUGUUGUGUGCUUGUAUCUUCCAUUGACAGUGGUCGGCCGAUUCCACCUGCUAUUGCCCCUCUUAAAGAGGGAUUGGAAAGAAAAGAGAUGAAGAUAAAAAAAACUGUUAACUGUAUCAACAGGUUUGCAAAAAUGAAGCCCUCAUCCUUUAUCUUUCUUUCUUUCUUUCUCUCUCGCUCUCGCUCUAUCUAUCUAUCUCUUUUCCCAUAUUCGUGUUUGUCUAUAAUUAUUUAUCUUCAGCUCUUUGAGGCGGUGUUUGUUUCAUGUUCAUUGGCCCAGGGUUUCAAUUAUUGGAGCAUAGGAGUCUGACAGUCAUGAGCAACUAUUGUACAGUGCGGCGUGUUUAAAAUUAUCACUGAGGUGCGCGUAACGAAUAGAACGAAUGAUAAGGUAAUACCGGUUGACUCAAAAGAAACCGUUAACAGUUAGCGUAUGCAAUGCCACCCUUUCUAAUUGGCAUAGAUAGUGGGAAUAGUUUGAUUGGCACAGGCUUCUCUCCCCGUCUGAUAUCUCUUUGCAUCAUCUUUAGCCUCCCACCAACGGAUGGAUAAAAACAAACAUAAAAAUUAACAGCAACAGCAGCUUUUGAACAAAAGUAAAAAGUAUGAAACGGAUAUUUUAACAAUUGCUACUAAUCGUAGUUGAAUCAGACGGGAUAGCGAUGGCGUCGUCGAUGAGUGGAUGUGCGUACGUGCUGCCUUUGUUGUAUGGAAACCCGUUUCUCCCUGUUGCCCCUCCAAUCCCUUACCCUCCUCCAGAUUUCAGUUCCUACAAACCAAUCCUGAUGAUGGUCUGAUGAAUAGUCGAGAAAAAGACGAUGGUGAUCAUCGUAAAUUGCCCGAGAAGAGAUGCAUACCGCUGCUGUUGCUGCUGUUGAUGUGGUUGCUGCUGCUGGUGCUACUGGCCCUCAACGCCUGUUACAUUGCAGGAAGCGGAAGAAGCAAAUGUAGUUGAAAAAACUGAAGCAACAAGGCAGAGGAGAAGCUCGGGAUAGGAUAUCGAAUGUGAAAAGUAAAAUGACCGGCACAUAUACGCACGCACGUACACACACGCUUGCUUAAAUCGGUUCCGGAAAUCGAUCCGGUACAGUCGCGACACGGAUCCGGACACAUUUGAAUUCGACUUCGUGCAACCGCCUGCCCAAAAUUUUCAAUAAAGUAGAGUGAUGUGUGUCCGCGUGUGAGUGGCUGAAACAGUAGCGUGUUUCGUAGCCGCCACCAGCGCUGUUCGAUCAAAAGAAAGCCUCCGGCAGGACGAGAGUAGUUGAAGAUGCCGCUUGAAGAUGCUUACAGAGCUGAGUAAUGGUUGCAGAAGACGGUUGUUUCAAGGCAGUGAAGACAGGGGAGGACAACCGAGAAAGGAAGCAGGUGCGUUGGAUGAGCUCGUAGCCAGCAAAACAACAACAACAACAACAACAACAACAACAAAACAGUCACAGGACAGGAUGGAAUCGUUUUUUCUUUUCUUUUCUUUUCUAUAAGUCAAAUAAAUUUAAAUAAACUGAAGGAAACUCGACCGAACAACGCAAGAUAACAACAA